Messenger RNA from Monopterus albus (swamp eel), 4999 nucleotides. RefSeq names its product hyaluronan and proteoglycan link protein 1-like. The coding region runs from base 436 to 1497 and encodes 353 amino acids. NCBI's taxonomy places the organism in Eukaryota, Metazoa, Chordata, Actinopteri, Synbranchiformes, Synbranchidae. The record is from RefSeq and is a predicted model, not a curated record. Gene Ontology annotation, cellular component: synapse; perineuronal net. The transcript has 6 exons. Gene Ontology annotation, molecular function: hyaluronic acid binding. Gene Ontology annotation, biological process: glial cell differentiation; positive regulation of neuroblast proliferation; skeletal system development.
UGGUAAGAUGAAGCAAAACAACAACCCAGAGACUGCGGAUCCACUCCAGGCUCCACUGCAGUGAUGUGAGGCAACCUGCCAAAUCCAAUGACACAGACCUGAUUUUACUGGUGAAGGACCAGCGGAGUCUCCACCUGCAGACCUGACCGGCUUUCACUGCAGUUUUGCACACAUCUCACCCUGAGUAAAAACCUUCCUGGGCUCCACAAACACUGCCGCUGCCCUCUGCCACACUUCUCUUACUCCCAGAGGAGCCGCGGGUUGGACUCGACAGGGGAGAAGAAUAACAUCCACACCGCCUGCCUCGUCUUACCUUAACGUGCGUAAUCGUUUUGCGCUUCAGUCCGCAUACUGGCCACAGGAGAGUUUAGACCUUCACUGGAGUACAGCGCACUGAGCUCUCAAGUGAUCGGACCCUCAGUUUGAUGAGUGAAGAUGAUUCCUGUGCUGAUCUGUGUUUUGAUCUCACUGAGUGCAGCAGCCAGUGACUUGGGCACUCUGUAUCCUGAGCUGGAGCACUCAAGAACCAUCUACAUCACAGAAAAUGGCCCUCAACUCUCAGUGGUGGCAGAACAACCUAAGGUGGUGUCGAGGCGAGGGGCAAAUGUUACUUUACCAUGCAAGAUCCAACGGGACCAAUCGUUGGCACCCAGUCGUAGGAUGAGGAUCAAAUGGACCAAGCUGACUUCAGACUACCUGACAGAGGUGGAUGUUUUUGUUGCCAUGGAUUAUCACAAAAGGAGUUAUGGCAGUUUCCAUGGACGUGUCCACCUACAAGGCUCCUCGCCCAUGGAUGCCUCUCUGGUCAUCACAGAUAUCACUCUGGAGGAUUAUGGGAGAUACAAAUGUGAAGUAAUUGAUGGGUUGGAAGACGGAACAGCAGUGGUGUCCCUUGACCUAGAAGGUGUUGUCUUCCCCUACUUCCCCCGCCUGGGUCGCUACAACCUGAAUUUCUAUGAUGCUGAGCGAGCAUGUCACAACCAGGAUGCCAUAGUGGCAUCCAUUGACCAGCUGUAUGAUGCGUGGCAAGAAGGGAUGGACUGGUGCAAUGCCGGCUGGCUGAGUGAUGGGUCAGUCCAGUAUCCGGUCAUCACCCCCAGAGAACCCUGUGGAGGCAAGAACAUGGUGCCAGGCAUUCGCAACUAUGGCCAGAGGGACAAGGACAGGAACCACUAUGAUGUGUUCUGCUUCACCUCGUACUACAAAGGUCGGUUCUACUACCUGAUCCAUCCCUCCAAGUUAACCUACGACGAGGCGGUCAGGGCUUGUCAAAAAGAUGGUGCUCAAAUAGCCAAGGUCGGCCAGAUGUAUGCUGCCUGGAAGCUACUGGGAUUUGACCGCUGUGACGCCGGCUGGUUGGCUGACGGCAGCGUCCGUUAUCCCAUCUCCAACCCCCGCCGGCGCUGCAGUCCCACAGAAGCUGCUGUGAGGUUUAAUGGCUUCCCCGACAAAAAGCACAAGCUGUACGGAGCGUACUGCUUCAAGAGCCUCAACUGAGCUACAAACACACACACACACACACACCGGCAACCUGUAAACACAUACAGUACAUGCACACCUUAGCCCUUUACCCUACUCUAAACCCAAUCCUACCUUUAGCCAUCAAACCAUGUCUUCACAAUGCUAAAAUGUCCUCACAAUGAUGGGUUUGAACUAAAAUGUGUCCACACAGCCAUAGAAACACAAACACAAACACACACAUACACACACACACACACACACACACACACACACACACACACUAGUGGAGUGAAGAGGGAUUUGAGAUAUGAACCAACACAUUCAAACUGUGAUGCUUUGUUUCAUGGAAACCUUAAGACAGAUUCCUGUUGCUUUGUCAUCUGGGACCUGAUGCUCUACGAUGGGUAGUUUACACAUAUUUAAGGUUCAUAUUAUUUAAUCAAUGAAUCUGAGAGGAAGAGGGUGGGCUGGUGGGGGGUGGUGGACAUCACAGCUACAGUACAGCCAUUCUGUCAUUCAAGAAUGGACUGUCCUAUUACAAGGGACGACACAUCUGAACUAAGAACGGUGUAACAUCAGAAUUCCUGGACUGAAACUUUGGGCACUUAUCUUGUUUUGUUCAGGACCUGAAAGAACAACAAAGCCAUGAAACACUGCUGAACAAGAAAGAUUGAAUGUCACAGGAACACGAGCUCAACCGAUCUUUGCUGUCCAUUCUUAACAAGGUGCUAUGACUGGUACUUUGUACGUCAUCAUACCGUCCAGUAUUUUGCGUCUUUAUACAAAUGUGUUGGACCAAACAUCGUCUCAUCGCUAACAAGAACAAGGAGCAUCAAUGCUUAGCAUUAUCUUUUAUAUGUAGAAUGUGAUCAUAUAGAAAUGUCUAUCUGUUAAUGAAUUGUUUUAUAUAUAUAUAUACUUUAGAAAUAUUUACAUUACUAUAUUUGUCUUUUUGGCCAAAUUAUGCAAGACUCUUGUUUACUUAAAACAUAACAGAGGAAAAACUCCACAGUACAAAAAAGAUAGAAAUGUAACUUUGCACUGACCAUACAGAAGAUGCCUACAGCAGAGGAGAGUAGUUCGCCCUAUGCAGCAAAAUAAAAUGCCUGGCAUUAAUAAACACAGGACUGUGCUGCAGAGUACUGUUACUCUACAAGCUCAGUAUCUUAGUUUGGCUUGAACCUCAGAGCAUGAAUUAGCUUCGCCAAGCACACAGCAGCGCAGCUCUCAGUGUAGCGUGAUACGCACUCUCUAGCACCUCGAAAAACUGGUAUUUUUGAUACAAACAUUGUAGUUUAUUAUAGUGAAUGAGCCACGUUUGUGUAACCAGCUCUCUGUACUCCACGACAUAGUCACAUCCUGUCACUUCGCUAAUGCCAAACCUAGCGGGGAACAACAAAAACAGUUGUUUCAUCUUUUAUUCAGUAGCAAAUAUCUUCAUGAUCCCACAGAUGUCUUCUGUGUGCCAAGAAUCAUUAAAUCAAAACCAAAACUAAACCAAACUAAUAUUAUAACUAACUUUAACUAUAGAAGGCCACAGCGAUACCUAACGUACAGUUUUAAUUACAUUUUUGGAUGAAAAAUAUUUAGCAACUUUUGCCAUUACAGGAAACGAGAAACUAAAAAAAAAUCAGCUUUGAAACUAAAACCAUUUGAGCACAAUGGGGAACACUUUGUAGUCAUGGAGGAAGGUACGGCGUGCUAAGGUCACACAUGGGACCUAGCCAGACUCUCAGUGAGCAUGGCUUUCCUGGCAGCAAACCGCUCCCUGAAUGCUGUCUAAGCUCUGCAAGUAAGCUCUGCAAGACUCUGGACCGUACAACCUGGCUCUGGGCGGGUCUGCGGCCAACCUCCACCGGCUGGCUGAAUGAGACAAAAAUACAAUGCAUUCAAAAAAAUUAUUCCUGUAUGGAGGAACUCAGGGUUUCUUCCAUGUAAGGAUAUCAGAGGAUAAACUGUGUAAGCUCACUGCACACAGUCCCAGCUGGCCCUGGCACUGGUUUAGGUCAUCUACUUGGACCUGGUGCACCUUAGCUUUACUUGGCCCCAUGUUUGACAAGCCUCUGAAUAAUCAGUCCUGCUACAUUUAUCACUGAAGGACUGCUGGACAAACCGAAGAAAUAGCUUUCUGUAAUGAGUAACCACAGAUGAUGUGGGAGAUAACUGUGGUUUACAGAACAGCUGUGAAGUAAGCACAGUACUGAAGAGUCCACUGCAGCAGAUGUUCCUUUUAACUUGUAUUAAUUUCAGUCAUUUUAAACAAUUUCCAAACAACAUCAAGUGUCACUUUGUUAAACGAAUGUUUCAACUUUUAGAGGAGUGCAACCCAUAGACUGUAUUUAAAAAUAGACAGCAUCUCUUGAAACCUCCACAAGUGGCCCGCCCCCUGCUGGCUAGUUGCAGUAUAGGUCAUAAACCACACCCCCUCCAUGUUAGUGGAUGAGAUAUGAGCCAACACAAAAGUGCCAGGUACAAAUCAAAUAAAAUUUUCCCAAAGGAGAUUUCUCUCAUUUUAGGUAGAUAUCAUCACACUGAGUUAUCUACAAGUGUUUAUUUUUCUGAUAGGUUUUGUUUUAAAUAAGUUAUUUUACAAUAUAAAAACAGGCUUAUUUUGUAUGAUUAGUGGCUUUGACUGGUGGUCUGAUACCAUAACUCCACCUCUGGAGGCUACUGUGCACAAUCUGGUUGCAAAGUGCAUCACAAGAUGGCAGCUUGGCUUCAUUUUUGCAUAGUUGUAGGAAAUGGUAAUGUGUCGUCCAUCUUUACAUACAGUCUACGGUGCAACCUCACGUCAAGACUUUAGCAAGUUGCAGCACCACACGGAAAUAGUUUCAGCUUUUAACAGCCCAUAAAACCAUAACUGGGUCUUUUUACAUUUCAGUUUCAAGAAACAGCAUAUUUCAUGUUAGUUUGUAAAAUUUAGAGGUGCUGAUUAAUAUCUCACAUCUGUCUGUUAAAUAAAGCUACAGCCAUCAGGCAGUUAGCUUAGCUUAGCAUAAUGACAGGAAAUGGGGAAACAGCUUGUCUGGUUCUGUCCAAAGGUAACAAAAUCAGUCUAGCAGCUGACUUAUUGACUCAGUUUUUAUAUAAAUUAAAUUAAACAAAUGGAAUAGAAGGCGUUAAUUGAUGAGCUUUAGAGAUCCCGUUAGAUGGAUUUCUUAAAAACCCUGGACAGAACAAGGCCUGUUUCUUGAGCGAAUUGUCUCCUGGCUGUAGUUUUCUUAUUUAGCAUACAGUCAUGACGGUGGUAUCAAUAUUCAUGUAUAACUUUUAGAAAUUUGAUUUGUUACCUUCUGUUUUCUGUACUGUGUGACUAAGACUGCUCAUCUGGAGCCAUGUUAAUAACUGAAGCAUACAAGGAAACAUUUGGUGCCCAAAGACAAAAGGACAAUAAAAAGGUACCUACACGAUGACUCUGCCUCUACUUCUUCACACAGGCCCCUCUGAGUUUUGUGUUUAUCUGAAAUGCAUCAGGACAACCUAUGAGCAACCAUGCUGCAGUUGCAAAAGUUAAAUAAAAGUCAAAUAAAAGAGUUCA